This is a messenger RNA of Lingula anatina, 2560 nucleotides long. Its product is annotated as O-acyltransferase like protein. The record is from RefSeq and is a predicted model, not a curated record. Gene Ontology annotation, molecular function: acyltransferase activity, transferring groups other than amino-acyl groups. Lineage: Eukaryota; Metazoa; Brachiopoda; Lingulata; Lingulida; Lingulidae.
AGCUGAUGGCUGCUCGGAGUUACGUGUACCUCAGCCGCGGCAUCCGCAAACUAGUCUCUACAUAGAUAACAAAUAAUGCCUUGGCACUGAAUCAGCAUUUAAACCAUCUGUCAGACCACAGGAGGCAAUAGCACACUAAGAAGGGGGAUCCGAGUUUUUCAACAAGUGAUUAUUUGAAAAUCAUUUUUCACAUUAAAAAAUGAAGACGAAACAUUUCGUCUUCUGCCUGAGCUUAGUCGUGGUAUUUUCAUCGCUCCCCAACAGCGUUUCAGCACAAGGGCGGGGACUAGGAGAUCUUCUGAAAGGAUAUCUCGAUUCAGAUGUCGUGAAGAAUCUUCUCUCGCCGGAGUACCUGGGAAAAGUCUUGACCGAUCUGACUUCUCAGCUUCCUCAGCCAUUGCCGGCUUUCGCCCAAAACUACAAGGACGCCAUCAUCAAGGCUGUGGUUUCCCAGCUGAACAACACGGACCAAAUCACCACAGCUCUUAACAACGCCGUCCCCGAUGUCUCCAAAGUUGGAGAACAAAUCAUCCCGUUACUAGCCUCCCAGGGGACAGCGGUUGCGGAUUUAGUUCAGUCGUUGACCUCGGGCGCUGGUACCGGCGGAGGCAACCCGUUGGCGGUACUGCAGAACGUGGACUGGGACUCGCUGGUACAAGUGGCCCUGCCUAGCGCCCUGAACGCCGUCCUGCAGCCUAUAUCGGGGUACUGCGCCAUAGAUAUUAGCUACAUGUUGCAAGGACUGGUAAAGACAGAAGGUUGGGCACUGCAGAUGCUGGACGCCUUCGGGAAACCAAACACUGGUUUACUGUUUGGUGACACACAGUGGCUCGGGCAAUACGAGCAGUGUCUGAGAGUCGAGGCCAAAAUAGCAAAUUCCAAAAUCAGCAUACCAACUGGAGGUGGAAACCACUCGUUCCAUGGUGACUACUGCAAGCUGUCCAUGCCGGUACCGCCUGCUCUGUUUGCUGGUGCUAUUGAUGAUGGCCAAGAAAAGGUUGGUGACGUGGCGGACACAGUUAAGUUAGCUCUGGGGAUGUGUCUUCCCGCCUCGUGCUCGUCUCAGGAUGUCAACCAAAUUGUGAAAGUACUGAUGAACCUGACGAAUGCCCAGGAUCUAGCGGCUGGGACCACGGUGGUGUGUGACCAGGACAAGAGGCCGGACCUCAGCACGGACACCAGGGCACAAGUCUGCAUAGCUGUCCUGUCAGUGUUUGGACUGGUCAUACUGGUAGGGACAUUACUCGAGGGUCUCGGUAUCGAUAAAACAUUGACCACAGCGUACGCAAAGAAGGCAAAUGAAAGCGAGGUAAACAAGCGGCGUGAGCUCGGGGGGACCGACAACAAGGCGUUCGUCUCUGAGGAAAAUCACAUAGAAAUGACAGUGGUUGAUAACGGUGUACAGAAACACGGGGAAGCUAACGGUGAUGUUACCAAGCACAGCAUGCAGACCAAUGGCACCGCCGGAAAAACCAAAGCUGCGGAGUCUGCCCAGCAAAAGACUUCGAAGGACCCGAAAGCGCCACUGGCAAUCCGCCUCCUCACUUCUUUCUCUCUGUACUCUUCUCUCCCACGUCUCCUGGAUACGCACCAGGGGCGCGGUGCAAUCACCUGUCUAAACGGGAUACGAGUUCUAAGUAUAGGCUGGGUGGUACUGGGACACUCGUACUCGUAUAUGGUGUCCACCAUCGGCGUGUUUGCAGCAAAUCCACUUUUUGCAUGGGAUGAAUCAACGAGGUUCUCCUUCAUAGCUGUCACCAACGCCUUUUUCUCUGUGGAUUCGUUUUUCUUAUUGAGUGGUGUUCUUGUGGCUUACCUCUUUCUUAAGCAGUUAACAAAACAGCACGGUGUCCGCUGCAAAACUAUGGUACUCUAUUACAUCCACCGAUAUUUGAGACUGUCGCCCAUCUACUUCAUGUUACUGUUUAUAUACGUGACCCUGAAGGACUACAUGGGGCGUGGCCCUCUGUGGCGGGAAACGGGGUACGAUGCCGAACAGUGUCGAAACAAUUGGUGGACAAAUAUACUGUAUAUUAACAACUUUGUCUUUGCCAAGGAAGCGUGUAUGUCUUGGUGCUGGUACAUAGACAACGAUAUCCAGUUUUAUAUCGUGGCGCCACUUUUCAUGUUACCCUUAUACUGGAAACCUGUUGUCGGGCUUGUGAUACUGCUUUUGGGACUGAUUGCCAAUAUUAUAGAGAGUUACUUCACGCUGGCUGGGCUAAAAGCGCAUUCAUUCUUUCUUGGAGACGAUUUCUACUAUCACUACUACAUUAUUCCCUGGUGUCGUAUCGGACCCUACCUGAUUGGAUUGCUGGUGGGAUUCCUGCUUAAUAAGACUCAGUGCAAGAUAAAGAUGAAUAAGUAUUUCGUUGCUCUGGGUUGGAUAGUGUCCAUAGCCUGCUGCACGCUGCUGGUCUUCGUGAAAUACGACGACGUCAAAAAUGGUCCUUGGUCCAAAGAAGGCUCCAUCAUGUACGAAAUAAUCAGCAAACCAAUGUGGGGGUUCGCUCUCGGGUGGAUUAUCAUUGCCUGUGCCACUGGCCACGGCGUGAUGUGA